AUGCCCUCAAUACCACUAUCCGAUCCAUCUAGUUCUCAGACCAGCACCACCACAUGCCGCUUAUGCCCUGAUGAUUUUUCUGAGUCUAUGCAGGUUCCAGUCGAGUCCCCUUCUGCUGUCUUGGUGCCUUCAGCUCAGCACCCUUCCCCUAUGCAGCCUUCUGCGCCCACACCUGGAUCUGAACCUUCUGCUCCGACCCAUGAUGAUUCUUCGGCCCAUCUUCGGUCCCUUCCUUCUCAUUCUAUGAUCACCAGAGCCAAAGCAGUUUGUGCUGACAAGAUUCAAGUAUGGACCUGCACGAUACUGGGCAAUUUUGUUCAUCUUCUGGUUUCUCGUGUUUGGGAUAUGGGCGUCUAG
Molecule: messenger RNA, 357 nt
Organism: Fraxinus pennsylvanica
Lineage: Eukaryota; Viridiplantae; Streptophyta; Magnoliopsida; Lamiales; Oleaceae
Source: the annotation of a GenBank genome assembly